GCUGCGGGAUGCUCUCGCUGUACGAGGAACAGAACAGAGCGUACCCGGAUCGCGCACACGCUAGCCGCGGACCCUUCGGAACGGAGUAAGCUUGCCUGCCCCGCCAAGUCCCAUCUUCACCAUGGCUGCUGGAGAGAAGAUCAAAGCCAAAAUCAAGAAGAAUCUGCCCGUCAGGGGACCUCAGGCACCUACCAUCAAAGAGCUGAUGCAGUGGUACUGUCUGAACACCAACACCCACGGCUGCCGCCGCAUCGUGGUGUCCCGUGGCCGCCUCCGGCGCCUGCUCUGGAUUCUGUUCACACUCACAGCCGUGGCCCUCAUUUUCUGGCAAUGUGCCCUCCUCAUCUCAUCCUUCUACACCGUCUCUGUCUCCAUCAAAGUCCACUUCCAGAAGCUGGAUUUUCCUGCUGUCACCAUCUGCAACAUCAAUCCUUACAGGUACAGUGCCGUGCGGGACCUUCUAGCCGAUUUGGAAAAGGAGACCAGAGGGACCUUGAAGACCCUGUAUGGCUUUUCAGAGAUUACAUCUCGGAAGCGCCGAGAGGCAGAGUCCUGGAGUUCGGCCAGGGAGGGCACAGGGUCGAAAUUCCUCAACCUGAUCCCGCUGCUGGCUUUCGAUAAGGGUGAGACAAGCAAGGCAAGGGACUUCCGCACAGGACGGAAGCGGAAAGUCAGUGGCAGAAUCAUUCACAAGGCAUCAGACGUCAUGCAUGUCCAUGAGUCCAAGGAGGUGGUGGGAUUCCAGCUGUGUUCAAAUGACACAUCCAGCUGUGCAGUCUACACCUUCAGCUCGGGGGUUAAUGCCAUCCGGGAGUGGUACAAGCUGCACUACAUGAACAUCAUGGCACAGGUGUCUCCGGAGAAGAAAAUCAACAUGAGCUACUCUGCUGAGGAGCUGCUGGUCACCUGCUUCUUUGAUGGGGAGUCCUGUGAUGCCAGGAACUUCACACGUUUCCACCAUCCAAUGUAUGGGAAUUGCUACACAUUCAACAAUGGACAAAAUGAGACUAUCCUCAGCACCUCCAUGGGAGGCAGUGAAUAUGGGCUGCAGGUCAUCUUGUACAUAAACGAAGAGGAGUACAACCCCUUCCUGGUGUCCUCCACUGGAGCUAAGGUGAUUGUCCAUCGGCAGGAUGAGUACCCCUUCAUCGAGGAUGUGGGAACAGAGAUUGAGACGGCCAUGGCCACCUCCAUAGGGAUGCACCUGACGGAGUCCUUCAAGCUGAGUGAACCCUACAGCAAGUGCACGGAGGACUGGAGUGACGUGCUGAUCACGAACAUCUACAAUGCUACGUAUUCCCUCCAGAUCUGCCUUCACUCGUGCUUCCAGGCAAAGAUGGUGGAGAAAUGUGGGUGUGCCCAGUUCAGCCAGCCUCUACCUCGGGGAGCCAACUACUGCAACUACCAGCAGCACCCCAACUGGAUGUACUGCUACUACGAACUGCACCAGGACUUUGUCCGGGAAGAGCUGGGCUGCCAGGCGCUGUGCAAGGAAGCCUGCAGCUUUAAGGAGUGGACACUGACCACCAGUCUGGCGCAGUGGCCAUCUGAGGUUUCCGAGAAAUGGUUGCUGUCCGUUCUCACUUGGGACCAAGGCCAAAUAAAGAAAAAACUCAACAAGACAGACUUGGCCAAACUCUUGAUAUUCUACAAAGACCUGAACCAGAGAUCCAUCGUGGAGAGCCCUGCCAACAGCAUCGAGAUGCUUCUGUCCAACAUCGGGGGCCAGCUGGGCCUGUGGAUGAGCUGCUCCGUCGUCUGCGUCAUUGAGAUCGUCGAGGUCUUCCUCGUCGACUCCCUCUCCAUCGUCGCACGCCACCAGUGGCGCAAAGCCAAGGAGUGGUGGGCCCGGAGACAGGCACCCCCCUGGCCCGAGGCUCCCCCCAGCCCUCAGGGCCGGGACAACCUGGGCCUCGAUAUAGACGAUGACCUGCCCACUUUCACCUCUGCCUUGUGCCUGCCUCCAGCCCCAGCAGCCCAGGUGCCGGGCACGCCGCCCCCCAGAUACAACACCUUGCGCUUGGAGAGGGACUUCCCCAGCCAGCUUGCGGACACUGAGGUGCCAGCUGAGUCCUGAGGCAGGCUGGGGAAGAAAGACCGAGCCAGGACCGCCAGCCAUGGUCUGAAAGCUUAGACCCUGUCUCCUGCACACGGAGGGGAUCCUCUGCACCCCCUCUGGGCUUUUCAGAGACAUUUACUACAGGUCUCUUUUGAACAAGGCGGGGCCUGGGCAUGUGCAGGGGACUGUUGGACCCCACCCAGCAAUGCUCCCAGCCGCCCAGGAUGAGAUAGUUCCUGCAGCCCAAACCCUUAGGACAUCUGCUACCGAGACAGAUGGGGCCCAGGAAACGCGGCCGGCCUGGACAAAGGCCAGGAGUGAAGCCUGACCGAGUUCUCCGCCAGAUCUUCAGAGAGAAAGACUCCUCCAAAGCCCCGAGCUGGGGGUUUCAGCCACUCCCCCAGCCUGGGCUGGGACCCAAGGAUGUGACCUUAGGUGUUGAGGCCUGACAAUCACUGCCUGGUGCCAAAGAUAGGAAGGAGGAAGCUCCAGGCCCAGAGCCGUUCUUGAAUAAACUGCUUAGUCACUGACAUGGGGGCGAGGUCUGCUCUGUGCCCUCAGGCAGGAGCUGGCCCAGAGUGCUUGGAGCGUGCAGAGGGGAAGGGUGUACUGGAGGGAAGCCUGGGGGGUGUGACAGGAGGUCCUCACUCCAGGGGGGGCGUGGGACAUAUUCUGAGCAGCCAAGCCAGUGCUCUGGGCCCUUUCCCCAAGCAGAGAAGGGCCAGGUAAAGGACACUGUUGGACACUACUGUCCAGUGGUAGCCCGAGGCAUAACGGAUUAUCUCCUGAUGACCCGCCUCAGCUACUCCUCCUCCAGGGCAGACCCCGUACCCCCACCAAUGGCCUGCGCCUCACCGACAAGCCAGCCACGGACAGCCGCCUCCUGACGUACUCACGCCUUCCAGGGAGAUAAUAGCUAACAUGUGUUAAGCGCAUAGUAGGUGCUCAAUAUCAGCUCAGGAGCAGUGUUCUGGCUGCCUUCCUAAGCACUCACAGAGGUUGGCAUAGGAGACUGCAAACGACCACACACAGGCCAAAUCCUAUUUUUGCUUGUGACCUAAGAGUGAGUUGGAUGGUUUUUGGGGUUUUUUUUUUAAUAUUAUUAAAAAUAUCAAAAGAAGGACAGUUUGUGACCUGAAAAUUACACGCAAUUCAAAUAUCAGUGUCCGUAAUAAAAUUUUAUUGGAACACUGUCA
Balaenoptera ricei (Rice's whale) is the source of this 3255-nucleotide messenger RNA. RefSeq names its product sodium channel epithelial 1 subunit gamma (gene SCNN1G). Lineage: Eukaryota; Metazoa; Chordata; Mammalia; Artiodactyla; Balaenopteridae. Gene Ontology annotation, cellular component: membrane. The transcript is spliced from 13 exons. The coding region runs from base 122 to 2077 and encodes 651 amino acids. Gene Ontology annotation, molecular function: ligand-gated sodium channel activity. Gene Ontology annotation, biological process: sodium ion transmembrane transport. The record is from RefSeq and is a predicted model, not a curated record.